AUGUUGGCGACCUCUUUUCCGGAGAAGGCGCCGGGGCGUGUGCUGCGCAGGCGCGGUUCCGUCUGGUGCGGAGCGGAGGCCCGGAUGUUGGCGACCUCUCUUCCGGAGAAGGGUCCAGGGCGUGUGCUGCGCAGGCGCAGUUUUGUCUGGUGCGGAGGGGAGGCCCUGAUGUUGGCGGCCUCUCUUCCUGGGCGUGUGCUGCGCAGGCGCAGUUUUGUCUGGUGCGGAGGGGAGGGCCGGAUGUUGGCGGCCUCUCUUCCUGGGCGUGUGCUGCGCAGGCGCAGUUUUGUCUGGUGUGGAGAGGAGGCCCUGAUGUUGGCGGCCUCUCUUCCUGGGUGUGUGCUGCGCAGGCGCAGUUUUGUCUGGUGUGGAGGGGAGGCCCUGAUGUUGGCGGCCUCUCUUCCUGGGCGUGUGCUGCGCAGGCGCAGUUUUGUCUGGUGCGGAGGGGAGGGCCGGAUGUUGGCGGCCUCUCUUGCGGGGCGUGUGCUGCGCAGGCGCAGUUCCGUCUGGGGCGGCGGCAGAGCCCGGAUGUCGGCGGCCUCUGUCCCCCAGAAGGCGCCGCGGCGUGUGGUGCGCAGGCGCGGCGUUGCCGUGGCGACGGCGAUGCGGCUGCCGUGCGCGGGGCCGGCGGGGGGUCUGGUCGCGCUGGCGGGGUCGCCGGGCGAGGCGGAGGAGCUGGUGCCGCGGGAGCUGCGGGCGCGGCUGCUGGACGCGCGGGACCACCGCGGGCGGGCGGCGGCGAUGGCGGCGCUGGGGCGGGCGCUGUGGGAGGCCCCUGCGGGCGCGCUGUCGGGGCCGGGGCUGCCGGCGCUGCUGGGGCUGCUGCGGGGCGCGCUGGGCGACGCGAGCCUGGCGGUGGCGCGGGGCGCGCUGGAGGCGCUGGGGCUGGUGGCGGCGCGGCUGGGCCCGGAGGCGGCGGGCUGGCUGGAGGCGCUGGUGGGCGCGGCGGCGGCGGCGCUGGGGGACCCGAAGCCCGCCGUGCGCCUGCGCUGCCAGCAGCUCUUCGUGGGCCUCAUGCGCGCCGCCGGGCCCCAGCCCGUCCUCGACCGCCUGCUGCGCCCCGAGCGCCUGCAGCACCGCCAGGCCCGCGUGAGGGAGGCCCUGCUCGCCCUCGCCGCCGCCGCGCUCCUCGCCUUCCCGCGCGCCGCCUUCCGCCUGCCGCGCCUCGCCCGCGCCCUCGCGCCCGCCCUCGCCGACCCCAAGCCCCGCGUCCGCCGCGCCGCCCUCGAGGCCCUCGCCGCCCUGCACGCCGCCCUCGGGCCCGCCCGCGCCGCCACCCUCCUCCGCGCCGUCGACGCCCUCGAGCUCCGCCGGGAGGGACGCGGCGCCCUCGCCGCCCUGCGCGCCCGCCUCGCCAGGAAGGCCCUGCCGCGCCUCACCCCGCACGGCCUCCUCGAGUACGCCCUGCCCAUGCCCGCCGCGCCCGGAGCGCCCCCCGGCGCCGACACCGACUGGCUGCUCCAGCCCGCCCGCGCACGCAGCGCCCACAGCGGCACCAGCGCCCGCGACGACGACGACCCCGCCGGGCCCUGCCCCCGCAGGGUGCUCAGCGCAGGGAAGGGCAAGCUGCCCUGGGAGAGCGACCCCGCCAGCCUGCCCCACACCACCGCAACCCCUGAGCUGAGGUUCCUCCAGCAAAUGUGUUUGAAUGAGCUUAACAUUGAAGGCUCAGGUUCCGAGCUGAAUUUUGACGCUGGCUACGAUGCCGUUAAGAGCCCCGUGAUGCAGACUGGCCAAGAAGUCUCCAAUAAUGUGGAUAAUCACCAUAUUUCAACGUUUUUCUCUUUUCUUUUCCUCUUGCAGUUCUCGACAUCGAAUGAUUUCUUUCAUUCUCCAAGACUGAGGCCGUCUCAGGGUGCCAUGGCCUCUCACCAGCCUCCGCUGUCCGGAAAACCUGGGCUGCUGGGCUUGCGGGGGAAGAGCGGCAGCGUGGAUUCCGACUUGCAGUUCCUCGGGCUGAGUACCCCCCGGCACGAGACAGAUUCGGUUCGUGCCAGCCUCAGUUUCACCAGCAAGCCCCAGCGGAUGUUCUGCAGCCCGCCUGAGCCGGCUCCUCCUCUCCUGGGCUCCCACACCACCCCGGGGGCCUUCAUUCUCCCGUCCUAUCCCUUCUCGUCGCCCAGCCACAGCCCAAAGCAUGCCUCCUCUCUGGCCGAUCCGCUGAAGAAGUCACCAGGGUUCGGGGUCAGCUUCUCGAACUCCUGGCCCCUGAAGAGUUUUGAAGGCCUUCCGAAACCGGCUGCCCAGAAGAAGUUCUCCAGCCCGACAACAGGAGGGGACGCAGAGACGAAGCCCCAGGAUGCUCCUCCGAUUCAGCUGAAGCCGGCUUUUGUGAGAUCUCCGGCGUCACGGAAGGGCCUGAACGGAAGCAAGCCUGUGCCUCCCAUCCCCCGCGGGGUCAGCCCCUUGCCCGAGAGAGCAGAGUUCCGGGACAGGGGGCACAAGAACGGAGAGCCAGAAGACAUCUGGCUGGACGGAAGGGACGGGAGGCUGGCCAUCGACCUGUCGGAGCUGGACAUCAGCGAGAAGGAGCUCGAGGAGGAGGAGAUGCAGAGUUCUCUUCGGUCUCUGCGCAACAGUGCAGCGAAGAAGAGGGCAAAGCUGAGGGGCAGCACUUCUGAUCUAGAGAGCCCAGACUCUGUCCUGAAACUAGACUGGACCUCCGAGUCCCCUUCUUGCUUGUCUUCCCCCAGCACCAGUUCCUACAGCGAAAGCGGGGUCUAUAGCCAAGAAUCGGUGACGUCCCCACUCUCUGCAGAGCCUCAAGGAAGGAGAACCAUGUCAGACAUUUUCCCUCUAGGAGGCAGCUCCCGAGCCACAAAACUCUCACCAUCGCGGCAUCGAGGUCCCAUCGUGGUGGAACACAGUCUUGGUGCAGGGACCGCGUUCCAUGAGAAGGCAGCUUCCAGCGUGAGUGGUCAGUGUCUGAGCUACAGCAACGGAUCGGGAGAUUAUGAGGACGACAGACCGAGAAUGGCAACUCCUGUCGCCUCGAAAGGGCAGAGCAAAGAGCACCAAAGGCACAGUAAACCCACAAAAGGAUGUGCGGGGCCUUCCUUGAGUUUGCACCAGCUGGAUAGUCUAGACUUCACCUCACCAAGUGCCUUGGCGGAUGACUCCGUAGUCAUUGUUGGAAAAGGAAUGUUCGAAAGCCCGCCUGCGGCCUGUGUCCCCUGCGGCCAGUCGCAGAUAUUCCCCACGGAGAACGGAGACGCGCCUUCCCUCAAAGCGAGCGUGGAGCCUCUUUCGGGGAUUUACGGGAGAGCUGUCCCGCAGCAGAACCCUGCGCCUUCCCUUGACGUGGACACGGAGAGAGAUGUGAAAGUGGCCCUAUCCAAAUCUGCACGGGAAAAAAUGAGACAGAAAAAGAAAGAGGAGAAAGAGCAUCAGGAAGUUGGAGACCUCGAAAGAAAGGAACUGAGCUCCUGGGAACUCUUUAAGCAAAACGACUCUGAAAAGAUGGCACCAGAAGCUAGAAAUACACCCUUCACUCCACUGUUGAAGAGAACCUCGAGUGUGAAGCGAACGCAGCCUGCAGUCGCUGGAGAAUCAGGCCCACGGAUGCCGUUCAGGGACGGGACUCUGUUGAUGGCACGCAGCACAGAGAUCAUGGGACCCACGGAACUGAGACCUUUCUCCAAGCCGGAAGCGGCUCUUUCAGAAGCGCUGCAAUAUCUCGCCGAUGACGACUGGGAGAAGAAGAUGGAAGGCCUUAAUGCCAUCAGGUGCCUGUCUGCCUACCACCCGGACACGCUGACUGCAAAGCUCCAUGAGACCACUCUGGCUGUCGUGCAGGAGGUGAAGAACCUGCGCUCCGUGGUGUCCCGAGCGGCGGUCAUUUGUUUGGGCGACCUGUUCAGCCACCUGAAGAAGAGCCUGGACCAGGAGCUGGACGGGACGGUCAAAGUCCUCUUGCACAAGGCCGGGGAGUCCAACACCUUCAUCCGGGAAGACGUCGAGAAAGCCCUGAAGGCCAUGGUAAACAACGCCACUCCUGCCCGCGCUCUGGCUUCCCUCAUCAACGGAGGCCAAAGCCACCUGAACACAGCGGUGAGAAGAUGCGCAGCCCAGCAUCUGUCGGAUGUCGUUGAGCACAUGGGGCCCGGGCGCGUCUUGUCUGGGAUCAAGGACGUCACCGACAAGGUUUUGCCUGCUGUAGCCAAAUUCGUCCAAGACGGCUCACCGGAAACAAGGUACUACGGCCGAAAGAUGCUCUUCUCCUUGAUGACACACGCCGACUUUGAGAGGAUGCUUGAAAAGUACGUGCAGCCAAAGGACUUGCCUUAUGUCAAAGAGACUCUCAGCAGUCUGAGGCAGAAGGGCCUGGGAGAGAUGCCCAUCGUUACGCCCUCAGCCAAAGGCAGGCGUGCGCACACCAGCACCACGGAUAGCUCCAGAUCAGCCUCUCUGUCGCGGGACACGCUCAGCGCCGGGGACAGAGAGGUGAGAGAAGUGUGUGACGUGACGAGGAAACUGGGCCCCCGCAACACCUUGGAAAGUGCCGAAUACGUGAAGGUCCUCACAGCUUCACUGAAUGCCAAGGACUUCCGCGAGAGGAUCAGUGGAAUUAGACAAUUGUUAGAAGACACAGAAAGCAACCAAGACCUCGUGGUUGCCAACAUUGUUAAGAUCUUCGACGCUUUCAAGCCCCGCUUGCACGACUCCAACAGCAAAGUGAACCAGGUGGCCCUGGAGACCAUGCGGCAGCUGAUCCCCCUGCUGAAGGAGAAGCUCUCCCCCGUCAUCAACAUGCUCAUCCCCGCCUUGGUGGACAACAACCUCAACUCCAAGAACCCGGGCAUCUACGCCGCUGCCACCGGCGUCAUCCAGGCCCUCUGCCAGCACUUAGACAAUUACCUGCUCCUCCAGCCAUUCUGCACGAAAGCCCAGUUCCUGAGCGGGAAAGCCAAACAGGACGUCACUGAAAUACUAGCCGAGCUCGUCGUCGACUUGUACCCUCGGAAGCCUCACGCCGUGGAGCAGAAAGUCCCCGUGGUUUUGUGGCACCUCUUGGGCAGCUUGACCAACAGCGGCUCCUUGCCCGGAGCGGGCGGCAACAUCCGGGCCGCCACCGCAAAGUUGUCCAAAGCGCUUUUUGCACAGAUGGGGCAGAACCUGCUCGCCCAGGCUGCCUCCCAGCCUCCGCACGUCAAGAGGACUUUAGAGGAAUUCCUCGACCAAGCGACCUGAAGCGGCCGACGCGGCAGAGGCCCGCUCAGGGGCAGAGGAGCGUGUUGCGGGUUAUCGGGCUGGGGCCCCGUGGAAACGAGAGGAGCGGUCUCCGUGGUGUCUCUUUACAGUGCCUGCGUCAUCCGCGCAGAAAUGGACCCGGAGCGGCUGUCCUGAAGGAGUCCUGCACCUCUACCACUGACGAGUCCUGCACCUCUACCACAAUCAUUAUGGUGCUUGCACCUUCGUCUCUUCCUCAGUGCUGGUCCCAACAUCCCACGAAAAGUGGGGGGAGCAGACGUCUUGGGCGGCAAAGCCCAGCCUUGUUUGCACUCUCUCGUGGACUCUGAGGCACGGUGCGCCCUGCACGCACUCACGGAGCUGGAAAAUGUUCAAAAUAGGAGUAGUUUUAAUCACGAAAUCAUGUUACGACGCAUCCUCUCUUGUCGCCUUGCGUGGAAAGGCAAGAAGUCCUCGAGAGACACGCAUUCAUCUAACAAACAGGGUUCUGUGUGGCGUUUGUGAACAAAAGGUGUCUUUUCCAAAUCAGCCCCACCCCUGACUGUGCAGUGAUCGCUUCGCUCCCCCUGCUGCCGACGAGCCGCACCCCACCCGCUCGCCCCUCGGGCCUCCUUAUCUGCACACUCCUGUCAGACUUCUCUUAACGAGUUAGAAUGAAGCAUGUUGACCAAAAUUUUCAGGAAAUGAAUAUUUUUUCAGAUUUCGAGCAGCACACGCCUUAAAAAGAAACGUCGUGUGUUGAAAUGUCACUUUCGUAUUUUUAGUGUGGGAAAACAAGAUUGAAUUUUAUCUCUGUCCAAAAUUUAUAAAGGUGUUAAAAACUUCUGUGCUGUGGCGUCCUCAGCGAUAUAGUGCCAGUUCUUCUCUUCCACCACCACCUCCUCCUCCUCCUCCAGUACUGUAUUCAUUUGAAACAGAGGAUGUUCUAAAAAUAAAUGGAUUUUAUUUCUGUACA
Molecule: messenger RNA, 6145 nt
Organism: Heteronotia binoei (common prickly gecko)
Lineage: Eukaryota; Metazoa; Chordata; Lepidosauria; Squamata; Gekkonidae
Gene: TOGARAM1
Product: TOG array regulator of axonemal microtubules 1
Exons: 23
Coding region: 1-5190 (1729 amino acids)
Biological process (GO): microtubule cytoskeleton organization
Cellular component (GO): cytoplasmic microtubule; cilium
Molecular function (GO): microtubule binding
Source: RefSeq, a predicted model, not a curated record